Messenger RNA from Salvelinus namaycush (lake trout), 1245 nucleotides. RefSeq names its product corticotropin-releasing factor receptor 2-like. Gene Ontology annotation, cellular component: axon terminus; plasma membrane; dendrite. The transcript is spliced from 12 exons. NCBI's taxonomy places the organism in Eukaryota, Metazoa, Chordata, Actinopteri, Salmoniformes, Salmonidae. Gene Ontology annotation, molecular function: peptide hormone binding; corticotrophin-releasing factor receptor activity; corticotropin-releasing hormone receptor activity. Gene Ontology annotation, biological process: long-term synaptic potentiation; cell surface receptor signaling pathway; adenylate cyclase-modulating G protein-coupled receptor signaling pathway. Bases 1 to 1245 code for a protein of 414 amino acids. The record is from RefSeq and is a predicted model, not a curated record.
AUGGAUGCUACGAUUUACCAAAUCAUCUUUGGGGAGUUUGGGGACCCAAACUGUAGUUUGAUGGAUGCCUUUCAAGACACUUUCUACGAAAACGCAUCGUUCUCUUUGAUGGAUUUUGACGGUUUGUAUUGCAAUGCCACAACUGAUGAGAUUGGAACAUGUUGGCCAAGGAGCAACACCGGACGGAUGAUGGAGAGACCCUGUCCAGAGUACAUCAACGGGGUAAAGUACAACACCACAAGGAGUGCUUACAGAGAAUGCAUGGAUAAUGGAACGUGGGCUCUGAAGAGCAACUACUCCAGUUGUGAACCCAUUUUGGAGGAGAAGAGGAAAUAUCCAAUGCACUAUAAGAUUGCUCUGAUCAUCAACUACCUAGGCCACUGUAUUUCUGUGGGAGCUCUUGUCAUAGCCUUCAUUCUCUUCUUAUGCUUAAGGAGCAUAAGAUGCCUUCGAAACAUAAUCCACUGGAACUUGAUAACAACCUUCAUUUUGAGGAAUGUUAUGUGGUUCCUACUUCAGUUGAUUGAUCACAAUAUACAUGAGAGCAAUGAGUCUUGGUGUCGUCUUAUAACGACUAUAUAUAACUAUUUUGUGGUGACCAAUUUUUUCUGGAUGUUUGUUGAAGGAUGCUACCUUCACACAGCCAUUGUGAUGACUUAUUCAACGGACAAGCUAAAGAAAUGGGUCUUCUUGUUCAUUGGCUGGUGCAUUCCAUGUCCUAUAAUUGUUGCAUGGGCCAUUGGGAAGCUUUACAAUGAAAAUGAACAAUGCUGGUUUGGGAAAGAACCUGGAAAGUAUAUUGACUACAUUUAUCAAGGGCCGGUCAUCCUUGUUCUUUUGAUAAACUUCGUUUUCCUCUUCAACAUAGUAAGAAUUCUCAUGACCAAGCUGAGAGCUUCUACCACAUCAGAAACCAUACAGUACAGAAAAGCGGUCAAAGCGACGUUAGUGUUACUGCCUCUGCUGGGGAUCACCUACAUGCUAUUUUUUGUUAAUCCCGGAGAGGACGACAUCUCGCAAAUAGUUUUUAUUUAUUUCAAUUCAUUUCUACAAUCAUUUCAGGGGUUCUUUGUUUCAGUAUUCUACUGCUUUCUAAAUGGCGAAGUGCGCUCAGCCGCCAGGAAAAGAUGGCAUCGUUGGCAGGACAACCAUGCCCUGAGAGUGCGUGUGGCACGUGCCAUGUCCAUCCCCACCUCACCCACCAGGAUCAGCUUCCACAGUAUAAAACAGACCACAGCUGUUUGA